Sturnus vulgaris (Common starling) is the source of this 2016-nucleotide messenger RNA. Its product is annotated as inositol 1,4,5-trisphosphate receptor-interacting protein-like 1. NCBI's taxonomy places the organism in Eukaryota, Metazoa, Chordata, Aves, Passeriformes, Sturnidae. The record is from RefSeq and is a predicted model, not a curated record. Gene Ontology annotation, cellular component: membrane.
AUGGAGCUGAGGAAUGGUCGGGAGCACAGCUGUGAUGAAGAAGGGCUGACGGAGGUGACCAAAGGCACAGAAAGCUUCCGCAUUGAGAUCCUCUUUGGGGUGCGGCAAGGCGACUCGGACGUCUUUGUAAGCAGCCAGCCUAGGGAAGCCUACACGUCAAGCACAGUGUGGCCGGAGAGCUACGCUGUGGCAGAGAUGAAGUUCUUCAAGUACAUUGCCAGGCGGGCUCCAUCUAACAGCUUGCACCUCAAAUGCCUGCAGUUCUUCACUCGCCUGCAGCUGGGCUUAGGCUUUUCCACCUAUGCCACCAAGACCAUUGUCAUGCACCUCCUGAACAUCGUACCCGUGCAUGAGUGGCGCAGGAGACAUUUUGUGAGGCGGCUGCUGGACAUCAGCGAGAGCCUGGGCACAUGUGUGGAAGUGAGACGCCUCAAUCACUUCAUUUUUGGCAACCGGAGGCUUCCUUUGGAGAUCUGUUUGCCCCCUGAGGUCCUCAUGGCCAGCUCACGCAAUCUCUUCCAUGACCUGGAGAUGGAUCCCGUUGCCCACUCCCAAGCCAUGAGUCAGUACGUGGAUCUGCACCGAUGGCUCAAACAGAUCCUGAACAAUGAGCAGACAAGGACGCCAAGGAGAUUGGUGCAUCGAGGAGCAAACAAUGGCGCAAAUGAAGAGGUGGGCAGAUAUUUGGAUGCAAAUGAAGGAUAUAUUGGAAAUCAAGAAGGUGCUGGAAAUGAAGCAGUCAAUGUUGGAAAUGAAGGAGAAGAAGACGAAGAUAACGGUGCGAAUGGGGAGGAAAACAACAAUGAUGCUGGCAAUGCACAGGAUCUCGAUAACCCUGCUGCAAAUGACGAAGCUAAUGCUGGAAAUGAACUUGUUGAGCGUGGUCAAGCAGAUAACUUUGGAAGAAUUGUUAUGGAGAACGUCCAGUGGCCUGUGCAAGACCUGCUGAUAGGAUGCCAUUGGAUAAUUCUCCUUAUGGAUAGUUUUGCAGUUUACUUUCAACGCGUCUUGUCCAACAGCUUCUACCCAGUCCUGCAAGGAGCCAUUGGGGUGGGCAGUGCCUUUGAAGGUUGGAGUCCCCGUGAGCAGGAUGUUGUGUACCAGGUGCUGGUACCCAUGACUCCUCCGCGAGGGCACAGCUUCCACCUGGAGCUGGAGAGUGCAGGGCAGAGGCACGUCAGGAACUUCCGCGUCCGCGUGCAGCAGGAGUGCACCUGCGGCUCAGCGCGGCGGGGUAAGAACAGGCUGUGCUUCCUGCACCACCCCGAGGAGGAGUUGAGGAGCAAUCAGGAUCCCAGCCUCGUUGACACGCUGUGCACUGACUCCUACCUGGACGUGCACAAAACUGCCCGCUGGUUCUACCAGCUGGUGAGAGCGGUCUGGCCGGCUUUGCUUCAGUCCCACAAUUGGCAUUUAGUGCUGCUGCCCUCCAGACGCUCCUGCCAAUUCAAGGUGACCAAUGGCACAGAAAGCUUCCGCACUGAGAUCCUCUUUGGGGUGCGGCAAGGCGACUCGGACAUCUUUGUAAGCAGCCAGCCUAGGGAAGCUUACACGUCAAGCACAGUGUGGCCGGAGAGCUACGCCGUGGCAGAGAUGAAGUUCUUUCAGUAUAUCGCCAGGCAGGCGCCCUCUGACAGCUUGCACCUUAACUGCCUGCAGUUCUUCACCCGUGUACAGGUGGGAUUUGGCUUUUCCACUUAUACCAUCAAGACCAUUGUCAUGCACCUCCUGAGCAUCAUACCCAUGUCACAAUGGCGCAGGGGAUAUUUUGUGAGGCGACUGGUAGACAUCAGCGAGAGCCUGCGCACAUGUGUGGAAGUGAGACGCCUCAAUCACUUCAUUGUUGGCAACCGGGGUCUUCCUUUGGAGAUCCGUUUGCCCCCUGAGGUCCUCAUGGCCAGCUCAUACAAUCUCUUCCAUGACCUGGAGAUGGAUCCCGUUGCCCACUCCCAAGCCAUGAGUCAGUACGUGGAUCUGCAAAGGUGGCUGAAACUGAUAGUCAACAAUGAGCAGUGA